AUGACAGUGGAACGCAUAAAAACCCAACAUGCGUUAAUUGUGGAGGACUAUUUGGACAGAAACUAUACCAUCAUGUACACUGAUGCAUCUCUAUCUGAAGACAAAACUGGCUGUGGAAUCUUUAUUCUAAAUACAAACGCUGGAUACUCUUUUCAUACUCCCUUCAAAUCGUCGUCUGCUUUCGGUGAACUGCUAGCCAUAGAGGAAGCAAUUGACAUAGCCACUCACAAUGAAUAUUUCUCCUUAGUCAUUUUUACUGAUAGCUUAAUUUCAUGUCAAACUCUCAAAAAUAGAAAAUCCAACAAUAGUAUAGCGGUAAGAAUACACAACAAGAUAAGCCAGAACCUCUUUCGCAGUGUACAAAUUAGAUGGAUUCCCAGUCGCAAGAAUAUACCAGGUAAUGACAAGGCGGAUGAGCUAGCCAAAAAAUCGAUCGAACUCAAUAGCAGUAAAACAGUUAAACUAAAAAUUGACGAAGCAUGCAAACUGACUAAAAAUAGGAUAUAG
Messenger RNA from Rhagoletis pomonella (apple maggot), 507 nucleotides. RefSeq lists its product as uncharacterized. NCBI's taxonomy places the organism in Eukaryota, Metazoa, Arthropoda, Insecta, Diptera, Tephritidae. Bases 1 to 507 code for a protein of 168 amino acids. Gene Ontology annotation, biological process: DNA replication, removal of RNA primer. Gene Ontology annotation, molecular function: RNA-DNA hybrid ribonuclease activity; nucleic acid binding. The transcript has a single exon. The record is from RefSeq and is a predicted model, not a curated record.